GUUCUUUCCCGAAUCGAAUCGCUUCCCUUCCCCUCCCUUCCCUUCCCUUGCUACGGAGACGGAAGGGAAGGCCUCGCUCUCGCCCUUGUUCUGCCUUUGGCCUUCUCCCCACCGCGCGCCUCCGUCUCCUAGGCUUCAAGCCUCGCUGUAGCUCGGCAUAUCACCUUCUUGAGGUUAAGAUGUUGGGCCGCGCAAUACGCAGUAUGGACGUUAUGGUGCAUUCUUCUACUUUCCUUCUUCCAAAGUUGUAUCAGCCUGCCAAAACUCCUCCAAAGAACUAUGCUCUAGUUGUUCUUAAUCAAAACCUUCCACGAUUCAUGCCUCGCCUAUGGACUCAUGCAAAGCUAAGAAUCUGUGCUGAUGGAGGAGCCAAUCGUGUUUUUGAUGAGAUGUUUCAGAUGACUAAUGAGCAAGACUAUGAAAGCACCCGAAAUAGGUAUAUUCCGGAGUUAAUUGAGGGAGAUAUGGAUUCUAUAAGGCCAGAAGUGAAAAACUUUUACUCUAGCCAGGGAUCUAAAAUUUCAGAUAAAUCACAUAACCAAGAGACAACAGAUCUACAUAAGUGUAUUUCUCGAAUCCAUCGUUGUACACCUGAUCAUGAAAAAUCAAAUCUUUGCGUUCUUGUGACUGGAGCACUUGGUGGAAGGUUUGAUCACGAGGCUGCCAAUAUCAACGUUUUGUAUUUAUUUUCGGACAUGAGGAUUGUUCUUCUAUCCGAUGAUUGCUUGAUUCGGCUUCUUCCCAAGACACACAAGCAUGAGAUCUAUAUUGAGUCAUCUGUUGAAGGUCCACAUUGUGGACUUUUUCCUGUUGGAGCACCAUCUGGAAGCACUACAACCACUGGCCUGAAGUGGAACUUGAGUGAAGCAAAGAUGAGAUUUGGGAGUAUGAUAAGCACAUCCAACAUUGUGCAUGAAGAAAAGGUAACUGUACAGUCCGACGCGGAUCUUCUCUGGACAAUUUCCCUCCGAAAUCUGACCUGAAGAGCCGCCUCCAGAUUGCAUCUUUUCCCAUUUUUCCCCUUACUCUGGCAUAUCUUCGUGCUGCAUCUGAUCAGUUCAGUUCCUGUACAGUAGUUUGCCUACUUCACGAUAAAUCAUAAUCAUGAUGCAUCGGCCAUUUGAUUUGCCUGCUUCGUGAUAAAUGAAAAUCAUGGUACUCAUACUCAUGAGGUUAAUUUCAACUUGAAAAGGACAAACUGCCAGUGGAUUGCAUGAAUAACACGGGCAGAUAAGAUGUAAUUCCGUUGUUGGUUUGUUUAUGCGGGAUCGGAUGAGCAAAAUGAUCCCUGAACUGCAGGGUUCUACUCUGAACAAUUCUAUCUGAUUGGCAAUGUGUGCUCUGCACGUGUAACAUAUCAAUGUGAAGGUUUGAUCCGCUUUUUUGACAAAUUGGUUCUUUUCACAAAC
Molecule: messenger RNA, 1409 nt
Organism: Oryza brachyantha (malo sina)
Lineage: Eukaryota; Viridiplantae; Streptophyta; Magnoliopsida; Poales; Poaceae
Product: thiamine pyrophosphokinase 2
Exons: 7
Coding region: 180-983 (267 amino acids)
Biological process (GO): thiamine metabolic process; thiamine diphosphate biosynthetic process
Molecular function (GO): thiamine binding; ATP binding; thiamine diphosphokinase activity
Source: RefSeq, a predicted model, not a curated record